GACAGAAGGGCUUAAAAAAAGGGUGGGAAAGCCAGAAAGCAGUAACAUCCCUCAAGUGAAUUCCAAGGAGGCUACAAGUCAACCGAAACAACUAAAAGAACUCUUUUUCAUCUGCCAGAAUCAUCUACCACUGCUUCUUUCUUUGACUGGUGGCUGAAUUUUCGAAGCAGUCUAAACUUAGGCAGAAGCACCCGUGAAAUCAACCUGAGAAAGAAAGAAAGAAACCACCAGGGAGCUUCUAUUUGAAUCAACUUUUCACCACAUCCACCGAAAGAAUUUCUCUGCCUUUUUCUGAAGCCAAACCAUCCACCAUGAGCUCUGAGCAACUGGUACGCGAUGUGGAGAAAGGGAACAUAGUUGUCAUCCGGGAACCUGCUCAGAAGAACAACCACUGGAAGUGUCUCAGCAUCUGCUCCUUCUUGCUUCUGAUUGGAGCCGUAACCGUCUUUGCCCUCUUGCAACUGGACGCAUUUGGGUCUUCUGGAAAUCAGGACUCUAAAGUACAGGGAAAUUCAUUUUCUGAUCAUUUGCCCGCCACGAUGAAAGUGCAAGCCUUGAGGUCUAGAAAACCAGCUGCCCACGCUGUUGCUUCUUCCCACAAUACAAAAGAACUGAAUUGGACUACAGAUGUGAUUCCUACCUUCCUGGAGAAUGGCAUGCAGCUGGAUAAGAGCGAAAACUCCUUCGUCGUGCCUUCUACCGGAUUGUACUUUAUCUACUCUCAGCUUUUGUUCCACAAGGACAACUGCAAGACGCCCCUUCUGCUCACCCACAGCAUCGUCCGCCGGUCAUCCGAGAUCAGCGUCGAGGUAGAAUUGCUAAAAUCCAUCAAAUCUGUCUGUGAACAGGUCUCCAGCAACAAAAAACUGUGGUUUGAAUCUAUUUAUCAAGGGGGCGUCUUCCAUCUGAACCAAGGGGCUCGCUUGUGGUCCAAGACAAAUCACCCUGAAUAUCUGGACUUCACUCAUUCGGCACAGAUUUAUUUUGGGGUCAUUGCUAUGUAAAAAAAAAAGACUUUAUGAUGCCUAACCACAUCUUCAUUCAUGUACUUCAUGUAUCUUGGGUGUGGGUUUUUUCCCCUCUCCUACUUACAAGAGAAGCCAACAAAGCCUAUACGUAGGCAGACAGUAUUAGCAUCCUUAGUGUGAGUCUUUUCUAAACUAGAUUUUUAUUUAUUUAUUAAUAUUUAUUUAUUGAGCUUCUCCUAUAAUCUUGAAAUGUCAGCUCCCCCCCUCAUCCCCUGUGUAGGAGAUCCUUGUAAAAAGACAGCACACUUUUUGCAGGCAAUAAAUGCAUACACAUGUAACAAUUUAGUUGUGGUUCCCCGUUAGGUUGGGUUCAUGUUGAUGACCCUGUAUUUGGGACACUGCAAAAUGCUUUUGUGGCUAUCUUCAAACAGGAUUUCCAUUCCUUUGUCCCCCAGUCUAGGUUAAGAUUUGAAUAUUUACAUACAUGUAUAUAUAUACUAUGUAUAUUUGAUACCAUUUGACUGUGUUGAUUUAAUCAUGUAUAUUACAUGAGUUAUCCUGAAUUUUGGGGGAGAGGAUAAUACUGGGCUAUGGAUCCUGGUCCCCCCCCAGCUAACAGUACAAUCCUAUCCAAGUUUAUUUGGAAACUUCUAAUAUUCUCUCUUCGAUUGUACUGCUUUAGUCUGAUGUCAGAAAGUCUGACAUUUUUGGUAUUUCAUUGGCACCGAGUAGGUUUUUGGCAGAAAUGCCUUACGGUACUCUACAGGUUGCCAUGAAAAAAAUGUUUUUUUAAUGUAUAAGUACUACAAAUAUAUUUUUAUUAGAAAAUGGCUUAUUUAUUUAUUUAUGUAUUUAUUUAUUUGUCUAUUUAUUCUGUUCCGAAUCUCUGCUCAGCAGAGUGUGUGAAAACAUGUACUGCUAAGAUAAUAUAUACUUUGGUUUCACUCUGUAUUUAAA
Messenger RNA from Thamnophis elegans (Western terrestrial garter snake), 1925 nucleotides. It is a transcript of the gene TNF, whose product is annotated as tumor necrosis factor. The record is from RefSeq and is a predicted model, not a curated record. Gene Ontology annotation, biological process: tumor necrosis factor-mediated signaling pathway; extrinsic apoptotic signaling pathway via death domain receptors; immune response. The transcript has 4 exons. Bases 312 to 1004 code for a protein of 230 amino acids. Gene Ontology annotation, molecular function: tumor necrosis factor receptor binding; cytokine activity; CD40 receptor binding. Lineage: Eukaryota; Metazoa; Chordata; Lepidosauria; Squamata; Natricidae. Gene Ontology annotation, cellular component: membrane; cell surface.